Prinia subflava (tawny-flanked prinia) is the source of this 5932-nucleotide messenger RNA. It is a transcript of the gene TAFA1, whose product is annotated as TAFA chemokine like family member 1. Gene Ontology annotation, biological process: regulation of neuroblast proliferation; neuroblast differentiation. Gene Ontology annotation, molecular function: receptor ligand activity. The transcript has 6 exons. Bases 595 to 996 code for a protein of 133 amino acids. The record is from RefSeq and is a predicted model, not a curated record. NCBI's taxonomy places the organism in Eukaryota, Metazoa, Chordata, Aves, Passeriformes, Cisticolidae.
UUCCCUUGGCACCAGCCAAAGCUUCCUUUCCAAAAGAGGUGCUGGGCUAUGCCAGGAUGUGCACUGGGACAGACCUGGGUGUGUGGAAACAUUUCAGAGCCAGGAGAUCCCCUGAGCUCCCAGCAGAGCUCCUGGCACAGAACCACCCUGGCACCUUUCCCACAUCAGCCUGGGUGUGCCUGAGCAUUGGGAUUUGCUCUAACCAAAAUAACACUGUGCACCUGAGGGGGGAUUUGAGCCUUCAAACCAGCUCCUCCCUGUGCUCACGGGGUUUGAGUUCAUAAAAGCUCCCAGUAGGGAGGAAGGGCACUGAGAGGGAGAGAAGGGUGCUGGGGUUUGUUGCCCCUUUGAAGCUGGGGAAGCAGCCAAAAAGUCUUAGAGAAAAAAUAUAAAAUAAAUAAUAAAAAAAGGCAGUCAAAGGUAGAGGAAAACAAACAAGAACUAAACCUGUCUCUGACUUCAGAUCUGUUUUUUGCUUGUUUUGUUUUGCUAAGGCUUUGGGAAACUGUAAAAAGCAGAAUCACUGCCUCCCAAACACAGUAAUUGUGAAGACCAGACAUCCCUCUGACAAGGAGUAGCUGCAAGUUUAAGAGAAUGGCAGUGGUCUCUGCAAUGUCCUGGGUCCUGUAUUUGUGGAUAAGUGCCUGUGCAAUGCUGCUCUGUCAGGGGUCCCUCCAUCACACUUUCCAGCAGCAUCACCUGCACAGACCAGAAGGAGGAACGUGUGAAGUUAUAGCAGCACACAGAUGCUGUAAUAAGAAUCGAAUUGAGGAAAGAUCACAAACAGUAAAAUGCUCCUGUCUACCUGGGAAAGUGGCUGGGACUACAAGAAACAGACCCUCCUGUGUUGAUGCUUCUAUAGUGAUUGGGAAAUGGUGGUGUGAGAUGGAGCCCUGCCUAGAAGGAGAGGAAUGUAAGACAUUGCCUGAUAAUUCUGGAUGGAUGUGUGCGACUGGCAAUAAAAUCAAGACCACCAGAAUCCACCCAAGGACUUAACAGAGAGCCCACAUCUGUAUGGAGACAGUGAAAGCCCUGCUGAUUUAUGAGGACAAAGUAUUGAAAGUUUAAAACCAUCUCAGCAUUUACAAGCCAAAUGGAUUUCUUAUUUGCACUUUGACUGUUUACCAGAAAACAACAGUGGCUUUACUGUGUGAAAGAAAGGAUUCGGUGGAAAUAAUGCCCCUGAUUUCUGACAGCUGAAAAUAAAAAAAAAUGAAGAAAGUGGUUCCUUUGAUAAAGUUUCUGAGAUUGCAAAGUACAAGCAACAGUAAAAGUUUGGAUCUACAAUUUACUUUAUACCAGUUAAAGUAUAUAUAUAUAUAUAUAAAUAUAUAUAUAUUAAUAUAUGAUAUUUUGAAAUAAAAGCCUCACUCUUCAAGAAAUUGAAUAGUACCACACUUUGCUGCAGCUGCUGUAUUUUUUUUUUCCUUUUUUUGCAAUGGUCUGGAAGUUCCCUACCUGUUUGAGAGAGAAAUGUGGCAGUGAAGAGGCAAAGCAAACCUGCUGUGGUACAAGGACGCCUAAGAGCUACACGAAUCCUACCGAUGCAGCAUCCAGAGCUUCUUGUUCCUUCGGCAGAAUUUUGAGGGCAUUUGUUGUUCCACUUUGUGUUCUGGAGGCUUUUCCCCUUGUGCAAUACUAGCAUGCUGGCUUUGCUUCAUUAACCAUACUUGAUUGAUAUAUAACAAUGAUAAUUCUAUCCUCCUCCAAGAAAAUAUUUUUAGAGCUGUUAGAUAUUCCAUGAAGAAGAGAUGGACAACUGCUGAGUGAAGUACAGUAUGUAUUAAAAGUUUAUUUGGCAGAGUUUGGUAGACUGUGAGCUCCCUUCUUAUUAAAGAUGUACUGUCUGUACAAUGUCUUCAGACUUUGUAUAGCUUGUAGAGACUCCAGUAAAAACCCAGAAACCACCUCCAAAGCUUUGUGUUGUUGGCUCACUAAUUCUUUGAAACAACAACAAAGCUAUUUCUUCCCAGACCAGCACGUGAGGGGAAUUAUUUCAUACAGUUUGGUUUUUCAGGAGUCCAUUUGCAAUUGGUGAGCAGGCACGUCAGCUGAAGCAUGCCUCUGUGGACACCUGGCUGUGUGACAUGGGAGAACUACCUAAAUUUAAGUUUCCCUCCUUGCAGGCCAGGCUAAUUCUCAUUGAGAGCAUUCCCCACCAGCUAAAAGCAUUCACAUAAGCAAUUCCACGGCCCAGCAAUUGCACAGCAGUUUGUGGCAAGCACAAAUUGUGGCUGAUCCCUGCUUUUGUUUCAGAAUAGUCUCCUUUUGUUUAUUUUCAGUCUGUUUCUUGCUGUGGUGAAUUCAGCAGGGCUGAGAUGCUCCUCAGCAAGGAUGUGUCCACAGAGACCUUGACCCUGUCACUGCGAGCACUGAACUCCCUUUUCUGGCUGAGCUGUAGCUGCUCACCAGGCAGCCUGGCCAUGGCAUUGCUGAAGAUCAAAUCUGAGGGCUGAAAUGUGCAAGUUCACAUUCCUAGGCAUUUUUGUGAGCGGUCCAAUUAAUUUCAGGGGGUUUAUUGGUGUGGAAAAGUGUCUUGCUGUCACGCAUAAGUCUGUGCAAUCUACCCUUCAGUCUGCCUAAUGCUACCAAAUCAAAGAGGAAUAGGGAAUUGCAAAACUAGUUCUGUCCAGUCCAGCUUCAUUCCUUUAAUAUUUCCAAUUUCCUUUCAGCCUGCUUACCUGUCUCUCACAGGAUGCCUUUGGCCAUGCUGAUCACUUUUAAUCCAAUGCAGAGGAAGUGCUGCACUUCCCAUCCUAGAUUUGGUUGAAAUCUCCCACUAAGUUUCUUUCUCCUUCAGGGCAACCACUUCAAUCCUGAUGCUUCAAGAGGCAGAAAUUGUCACUGUAAUUACAGUGUGGAUUAAAGCAGCUACAUGACGUGUCACGCCAUAUUCCAUGCUGGCUUCCCAUGCUGGUCUUUUCCCUGUGCUCACAGUGGAAAUGGAGAAGCUGUUUCCAAGUACUUCUAUUAUUCCACUUCAAAAAUAUGAGUGAAAAGUAUCCAGGGAAGAAACAGAUUACCCAGAAAGUGGUGGAAUCCCUGUCCCUGGAAUGUUCAAGAAAAGGCCUCCACGUGGCACUUGGGGACACGGUUUGGUGAUGAAGGUGGCAGUGUGAGGUUAACAGUGGAACUGAUGAUUUUAGAGGUCAUUCAGAAUUCUGGUUCUGUGCACAGAAAGGAGCGUGAGCCUCACGCUCACUUGUGAAUACUGGUGACCCUUGCACAUGGAGACCAUUCUCCCUGGUGGCUCAGCUGGACAGGCCAGGUAUUUUAGGGGACAGCCACCUGCCCAAACCACAGAAGAUACCUGGACCCUACUCUAUAUUUUAGAUGCAGGCUGCCAUGGCCGUGUGUCCCCAGUACCAUCAUAGUUCAGAGGGGAACACCGCCUGCCUGGUUACCCCUAAAUGGAUUGUAAGAUCAGCUCCAGCCUCAGCUGUCACUAGUAAACAGAAACUCCUCUAAAAUAAAGCAUUUCUGCAUUUUCUACUCCCCAGAAUUUCUGAUUUUUACUCAAACCCCAAGACCCCCUCAAGCACUCCUUGGUGCACCAGGAGAUAGACCAGCAGGUAAGUCCAUUCAAAGCCAGGACAUGUUAUCAGCCUUUUACCAGCUGGAACUGAAGCCCACAAAGCUAAAUAACCUCCCACAAUCACUUUAGGGAGCUGUAGAAAAUCCAGCAGAAGUUGAACUUUGCUUUCCUUACUCCCAAUCUGCUGAUAUCCUGUUAGAGGAGCCCCACAAACAAAUUGAUGUGUGGCCUCUUGUACUUUAUGCCAAAGCCCAAGGUGUCACCACUGGGAGGAUUUUACCCCACAGCAGAGCAGCUGCCAUGGCUCAUUCUGUGAGUAGAUAAAGCUGCUUGUGCUGUGCCUGUUGAGAUUGGGAAAUAUUAGACUUGCUAAAAUAUCAGAAGGAAAUGUUGUCAUUACCACAGGAAAGUUUCUUUGAGAUGUUUAUGGAUUUUUUUUUUUCUUUGCCAGUAGGCAGCCUCAAAUACCACCCCACCAAAUUCAGUAAACAUCUGCGUGUCUUUGAAGUCGCUGCAAAAAUCUGCUCGUGAAGUGAGGCACUGAGAAACUGCUGUUUUAAUUAAAAUGUUUUAGAGGGGAAUUAAGGCCUUUGCAAAAAUAAUGACUGAUAGAACGUGAAGUCCAAUUAAGAGACAGAGCCAACUAACCUUCAUGUUUUCAGGGAACCAAACUGAAAACAAUAAUAAAAAGGAAUUCAACAAGCCUAGAGUCACAAAUAUUCUGAAUUUCAGGGAUAUUCACAGUAGCACAGUGUGUAGCAGGAAGAUGUCAGAGCUACUUAUCCUGGCUGAUGGAAAGCAGAUGUGUUUCAGUGGUGGAGUGAGUGGUCCUCAUAUCCUCAUGGGAAAGUGGCAGUCAUGUCAUUCUCUGCAUAAUGUUAAAAGUUAUUUAUGUUAACAGAGGAGAAAAUGAAAGUUCCUGCUUUUUGGCAGAAGUCUAGAUAGAGACACUUCAGGAAAAAAAAGAAUAUUUGUAUAUGCAUCAAAGAUAAAUUUAGAUUUAUGUCAGUGUUUCUUCAGAUGUGUGAAAUCAAGUUCUGUAAAUCUAAAAUGUACAAGUUGAAAAAAUACCAAAAAAAAGAAAAAAAAAGUAGCUACCAUCUGCCUAUUAAUUCAGAAAAUUUAGAUUAUGUGCUUCUGUCCAAAAAUCUCUGGUAAUAAAAGGCUCAGUGUGGUAUGACUUGAUAUUGUUUUGAAUAGUAUAUGCUAUAUAAAAAAACCAAAAGCAAAACCUUGAAGAAAGUCCACUCCUAUGGCCAACAUCAGCAUGAUGUGCACCCAUAUUUGGCACUACACACAGGAAGGACCAUGAAAAACUGCUGAAAGUGAAGCAGUUUAUGAUGAGUGAUGCUCUUAUCAGAGCUAUUGAUUAUUAGCAGAGUUUGCAGGUACUGUCAGUGGAGUACUGCUUGGAUGUUUUCCUAUUAUAAAAUUAGUUCCAUUCCUAACUCUCAUUUGCCACUUUCCUGUUUCAUUGGCUGGUCCAAAUAUAAUUACAGAUCAUAGGGAAGUUGUGGAGGAGAUAAACACACUUUGGAAAGCUUGGAAAGCUCAUCCAUUUCAUCUGAAGGUGGCAGGCUUUGUUUCUUCCUCAAGGGCAGGAUGAAUAUUGUGGCCUAAAAUGAGCUUCUCUUUUAUCAAUACCUCAGUCACAUCCCAGUAAGCAGGGUGUAGAGCUUGCCUGACAAAGAAAUGGGUCAUGCUUCUUUGCUUGGUAUUCUAUUUUUUUUUUUGUCAGAGAAAAAUAGAAACACAUUCCACAAAUAAUCUUUCAGGUAGACAGAAGGAGAUGUGUGUACAGGGCAGUUGGUUUCAGGCUGUCAACACUUUUUCUAGUUCACCGGUUUGAAUUCAGAUCAUAGGCCUGACACAUAUUUAUGGUUUCUUCUCUCAGAGGCUCACACAGCCAAAGCACUUAACUUCACAAAUAUUUGUACUUUAUAAAACCUUGCUGCUCUGGAGGAAAGGAACUGAAUCCUCUGCUUUCCAGGCAGGAAACUGAAACUCAUAAGACCUGAGACCUGCCCAAGGUGAUGCUAAAGACCUGCAGCAGACUCAGAAGUAGAACUGAGGGCUCCUGGAUUUUAGGUCAUCGCUGAGGAUGGUUCAUCUGUGAUUCACAUCAGUGAAAUUUCACUGAGAGCAGACCCUGGCCUGGAGCUUCAGUCAAAGGGAGCAGAAUGAGGGGGCCUGCAGUCCAGUGUGGAGAAUCAUGUGCAAGCACCAGCUGAGCAGAGCUUGUGCCUCUCCCUCCAGCUGGGAUUUUCAAACCACUGAUGCUUGGAAGAUCACCACCACCGUCUCUUGCUCCCACAGGCACACAGCCCUGCCUUAGUUUGGUUUCAUGGCUCCAUACUAGAAGCUUCUCUGAGCCUUUCAGAUGAGAGCAGAGAUAGG